AUGGACGGAGGAAGCUCCAUCAACAUCAUGUACUACGACACCUUCCGGCGGCUCGGACUGCCCGACCCGCGCCUCGAGCACAUAAGCGUCACCUUCCACGACAUCGUCCCCGGGCGGAAAGCCUUCCCAAUCGGCAAGAUCACGCUACCGGUAACCUUCGGCAUGCUGUCAAACUACCGCACCGAGCGGAUAUCCUUCGAGGUGGUCAACUUCCGCAGCCCAUACCACUGCAUCCUCGGCCGCCAUACGUUCGCCAAGUUCAUGACCAUGCCUCACUACGCCUACAACAUGAUGAAGAUGCCCGGGCCACGCGGCGUCAUUACCGUCCAUGGUGACCCGAACCUGGCCCUGGGGUGCGAGGACAACGGCACCAAGCUCGCCGAGGCCGUCAUCGCCGCGGAGCGCGACAACAUCGCCGAGCUCGCCAAGUACCCAGUCGACCGCAACGACCCCGUCAUCCACGAGAAGCCGACUAAGCUCGACUCGUCUGCGGCGACCUUCAAGCCAAAGACGGACACUCACCAAGUAGAUCUUGUAGAAACGACUCGAGUAGGCAGGUUACCAUUGGGAUGGGCCUGUGUCCCGAGAGAAUUUGCUGAGCACAAACUCCACGUUGAUCCCACCGCGCGUCUCGUCAGGUAA
Messenger RNA from Lolium perenne, 642 nucleotides. RefSeq lists its product as uncharacterized. The record is from RefSeq and is a predicted model, not a curated record. Lineage: Eukaryota; Viridiplantae; Streptophyta; Magnoliopsida; Poales; Poaceae.